This is a messenger RNA of Zingiber officinale, 2599 nucleotides long. Its product is annotated as pentatricopeptide repeat-containing protein At3g49730-like. Bases 35 to 1909 code for a protein of 624 amino acids. The transcript has a single exon. Gene Ontology annotation, molecular function: protein binding. Lineage: Eukaryota; Viridiplantae; Streptophyta; Magnoliopsida; Zingiberales; Zingiberaceae. The record is from RefSeq and is a predicted model, not a curated record.
UGGGAUUUUUCCGGGAAAGUUGCGAAAAAAAAUAAUGCAGAGGAUCUUGUCGAGGUGUCGCCGGAGAAAUUUCCCCAGAACCCUCUCUUCGACGCAUCGCCUCAUCUUCCGGCGCGACGUCAGCGCCUCAGCAGAGGGCGGCGUCGACAGCUUCUCUGCGGACGUCGAGAGGACCUACCGCAUCCUCCGCAAGUUCCAUUCGCGGCCGCCCAAGCUUGCCCUCGCCCUCCGUGACUCCGGCGUUGAACUCCGCCCGGGCCUAGUUGAGCGCGUCAUCUCCCGAUGUGGCGACGCUGGUACCCUCGCCUUCCGAUACUUCUCCUGGGCCUCCCGUCACCCGGAUCACCAACCGUCCCCCGGCGCUCACCGCGCCAUGGUCCGCGUCCUCUCCAAGAUGCGCCAUUUCGGCCCCGCCUGGGCCCUCGUCGAUGAGAUACGGCGCGAGACCCCCGACCUUCUUACUCCCGACCUCUUCAUUGGUCUCAUCCGCCGCUUCGCUGCCGCCCGCAUGGUGGCCAAGGCCGUCGAGGUGCUUGAUGAAAUGCCCAAGUACGGUUGCGAGGCCGAUGAGCAUGUAUUUGGCUGCCUCUUGGACGCCCUCUGCAAGAAAGGCAGUGUCAAAGAAGCUGCUUCGCUCUUCCAAGACAUGAAGGAGCAGUUCCCUCCCAACCUGAAGCACUUCACCUCGCUCCUCUACGGUUGGUGCAAGCUGGGGAAGCUCAUGGAGGCUAAAUUUGUGUUGGUUCAGAUGAAAGAUGCUGGAUUCGAGCCCGAUGUCGUUGUUUUCAACACUUUGCUCGGUGGCUUUGCUGCUGCGGGUAAGAUGGAGGAUGGCUAUGAGCUUCUGAAAGAGAUGAGGCGUAGAGGGUGUGAACCAACUGUUGUUUCAUACACCACCUUGAUCCAGGCGCUUUGCUCAAGAGACAGAAUGGACGAGGCUAUGCUAAUGUUUGUGGAAAUGAGGCGUAAUGGUUGUGCUGCUGAUGCCGUGACAUAUUCAACUCUCAUCAGUGGAUUUUGUAAGUCAGGAAAAGUUGAUCGAGGUUAUGAGUUCCUCGAUGCAAUGGUUGAGCAAGGAUUGAGGCCUGAUCCAAGUGCUUACUUCCACUUUUUUGCUUCAUAUGAGAAGAAGGACAAAUUGGAGGAGUGUUUGGAGCUCAUGAGCAAAAUGUCAAAAAGUGGCUGUCUUCCUGAUCUAUCCAUCUAUAACAUUGUUAUAAGAUUGAUCUGCAAGCUUGGGGAGCUCAAACAAGCCAUAACUAUCUGGAACGAAAUGGAAGCUAGUGGGCUCAGUCCUGGACUUGAUACAUUUGUGAUAAUGGUACAUGGUUUUGUCGAGCAAGGAUCGUUAAUUGAGGCAUGCACAUACUUCAAAGAUAUGGUCGGACGAGGUCUCUUUACCACACCUCAGUAUGGCAUCUUAAAAGACUUGUUGAAUGCGCUAUUAAGAGAUGAGAAGCUUGAAUUAGCUAAGGAGGUUUGGAGUUGCAUAUUGAACAAUGGUUGCGAGUUAAAUGUUUAUGCUUGGACUAUAUGGAUUCAUGCUUUGCUCUCAAGAAAGCAUGUAAAAGAGGCAAGCCUUUACUGUUUGAAUAUGCUUGAUGCCGGGUUGAUGCCACAACCAAGCACAUUUGCAAAGCUCAUGAAAGGUUUGAAAAAGCUAUACAAUAGGUUGAUUGCAGCUGAGAUAACAGAGAGAGUGAGGAAAAUGGCUGAGGAAAUGCACAUUACUUUCAAAAUGUAUAAGAGACGAGGGGUGAGAGACCUUGAAGAGAAGGCAAAAGCACAGGCUAAGGCAAAGAGAAAAAGGAAAAAGGAGAAGAGUCAUAGACGAAGAUUCAAUCACCAACACUCUAGGAAUCCUUCUAAUCAAGUAGAUCCUUUCGAUGAAGAAACCUAUAUUCCUUGAUCCAAAAGAGUCUCAAAUAUAAUUGCUACUGGAUUUUUGCUUGCAGAAUUACUAUUGUCCUCUUGGAUUUCAUGUCAUUUUCAUAGUUUCUAGCCGCCUUCAUCGGGCACACAUUGUGUCCUGCUUAACACCAUGGUGGUCUUCUCCCCUUCAAUGAAGUUGGAAGGCGAAUAAGUUAUAUGCUUCCGGCAUUCUCAAAUUGUGGAUCAGUAUAUCUGAGUCUCAAUGCUUCAGAAUUUCCUCAGUAUUGUCACCACCUGUUCUGUAGUGGGAUCUUGAUUUAAAGACAGAAAAAGGGCAUUGGCCACUCAAUUGUUCGAGUCCCUUGCAAUGCUCGGUUAAUUUAAUUUCCAAGAAGUGGAGAUCAUUCUUGUUAGUAUUCUCGAUGCAAGACCAAGCAGAGUUUGUGAUAUUGGUCAAAUAAUAUUGGUGCAUGGGACAAUCUGGCCUUUUAAAAAUUACUCAAUAACUCCAUCGAUUGGCUCAAUGUUGUUCUCAGUAGAUAUCAUUUGGAGCUGAUGGCAGCUGGGACAUAUAGGGAGUUUUUCCUAUUCAAGAAAAAAAUCAAACCAUGUUUCUUUUUUUUUCCUUGUUAAUGAACCAUUUAUGAUUAGCCUUAGCUAAUUGUGAUAACAGGCUAGAGCAGUGUAAAUAUGAUAUGUUUUGCCUUUAACAAUUAGAAUUAGCUUA